ACCAGCCUCUCUGGCAAUAGGCUAGGAGCUGAGCUCCCUGUAGCAGCAGCGGUGGCGGCAGCGUUGUUCCAGCUUCAACCGCUUCACUCCGCGCUUUCUGCAGCCGCCACUGCAUCCGCGCGGCUGGGGCUUCUCACUGCAGCCACCCGGAGGCUUCAGGCUGGUGCUUCACCUUACAAGAAGAAGGGUGCACGAAGAAGCAUUCCUGACAAGAAAAGGAUUCCCGCGGCAUCAGUUACACGCGCGCGCACACACGCAUACAUACACGCCAGCGCAGAGGGAAUAGUUUUGGGUGGUGGGUUUUUUUCUUCUUCGUUGUUCGGAAGCAAUUUAACCAGGAGAGGAACACUGACCCCUUUUCCCUCCCCCUCGCCAGCCCAGCCUCAAUGAGUGCCAAAGUGCCCAAGGAGCUGAGGCUGGCCUUGCCGCCUUGCCUUCUCAACCGGACCUUUGCUUCCCCCAACGCCAGCGGCAAUCCCAGCCCCAGGGGACCGAGUAGUAGCGCUGGAGGCAGCGGUGGUGGUGGCAGCAGCAGCGGUGGCGGUACCUGCAUCACUCAAGUAGGACAGCAGCUCUUUCAGUCAUUCUCCUCCACGCUGGUGCUGAUCGUUCUGGUAACCCUCAUCUUUUGCUUGAUCGUCCUCUCCCUUUCUACCUUUCACAUCCACAAAAGGAGGAUGAAGAAGCGGAAGAUGCAGAGGGCUCAGGAGGAGUAUGAGCGGGAUCAUUGCAGCAACAGCAGGGGCGGCGGCGGGGGCGGCGGCGGAGGCGGCGGCGGCGGCUGUGGCAGUGGCAGCGCGGGACUGAGGGCCUGUGGCCAGGCUCCUCACAACGGGAAAGAAACCCGACUGGAGAGACCCCCCCGGGACUCAGCCUUCUGCACCUCUUCACCUUCCACCUCCUCCUCCUCUUCCUCCUCCUCCUCUUCUUCCACCUAUUCUUCCUCCACUUCCCCUGGCAUCCAGCGUCCUGGGCCCCGUCCUCCUCCUCCUCCCCCUCCUGCCCCCAGUCCCCAGGGUUCCCACCUCACCGCCUCAUGUUUGGACUCAGCUGGUGAGGGGCUUUUGCAAACGGUAGUACUGUCUUGAUGGCCUAGAGCUCCUCCGCUUUUCCUUCUCCUCUUCCCUCUUUUCCUUCCUCUUUUCCUUCUCUGACCCCAACCCCCUUCCUCCUCCCUCUCUCCUCCUUCUCCUCAGUCUUCCUGCCCCCUCAUCCCUGUCCUCCUCCACCGAGGCACUGUGUGGUGUUUGUAAAUAUUGAGCAAUGAAAGUCUCGGAAGAAGAAAUAACGCUGAUGAUGAUAAUACUUUAUUAAUAUUAAUGAUUAUCACGAUAAUACAAAUAACACAACCCAAGCGCAUGACAAAUCACAUCGCGUUUCUCAUUGUCAAGGAAGGAUGCAUUUUUCUCCCCUUCUCCCCCAGCCCCCGCAAAGGAGGAGAAAUCGCACAAAGCUACCAAAUAUAUAAAAGUCAUUGCCCGGUAAGGAAGGGAGAUUGGAGGUGAAGGAAGAUCAAGAGCCCCGGUGGUAAUGUACAUAGCUUUAAGGUUAAGGUUACCUUCCACUCUCUUCUCCUUCUCCCUGUCCUCCCUACCACUACUCCGUCUAAACUGUCAGUCUUCCUCUACUCCUUUCCCCAUUCCUCGCAUCUCUGCUCCAACCGGGCUCAGUCAAUCGCAUACUAUCAUAAAGCAACCACUUAGACCAAGCACCAGGACUACAAGAGGCAAGAUCCCCCCCCCCCCCCCACCUAUCCCCCAGGGAGAGAGACUGGAGCAAUGCAACCGGGGGCAUUUAUUGAAUACGGUUGGACCCAUGCAAAGAGAGACACAUUCUAAUGGGCAGAGGUGUUGGAGACCCAGAAAAGGAAGCACUCUUUCUGUAACGUCUACGUUUUCCCCACACCACACCACCCCGUUCUAGUUCCCACCCUCUGUUAAUAGUGUUCCCUCUUCAAGGACUGCAUAUUUAUCCAAUUUUAUACAUGUCCUCCGAUGGCAGAGCGUAAGUACAACAAAUAACAUCACACAUGAACUUUCUCUCUCUCUCUCUCUCUCCCUCUCCCUCUCUCUCUUUCCCUCUCUCUCUCUCUCUCUCUCUCUCUCUCUCUCUCUCUCACACACACACACACACACACACACACACACACACACUUAGUAGCUUCCCUUCAAACAACCAUAUUGUAGUUGCCCCUUGCUCUGUUUCCCGUCUCUUAAUUCUUCCACCCUCUAAAUCCUUUGGUGAUCGAUACCCACUUUGGCUGCACUGGGCUUCCCAGAUGUCCUAUUGGUCCAGAGGAGCUGUCCAGCCAGGUCCGGUGCUGAAAUUGCCUCACUGCACAAGUUAAUCUCUGUGCAGGUGGAGAGGCUGUUUUGGGAGGUGACUGUUCUAGCUUUGGUUGGUUCCUUUCUUUCUUUUCCUAUUAUUUUUUAAUAAUCAGAUUCGAGUGUAUUAUUCAUUUAGUUAUAUUAAACAUUGCAUAAGUUAUUCUUUUUUGUAAAAACAAAAUAAUAGAUAACGUGCAGUACUGAAAGUGCAGUAACUAACUACUCAGCCAGAAUAUUUUUGUUUUAUUUUUAGAACAAGUGUACCUUUGUUAUAUCUUCUAUUGGUACUGAAUGCCUACACAAACUAUAAUUCUGUACCAUGCUCUCCAAACUGUAUAUUCUCGUUCUUCAUUUACAGCUAUUGAUAUAAUGGUUGCCACUGAACAUGGAAUUUAGUGGUGCAGACCUGGCUUCUGCUGUUUUCAGAAUUGUUAUUUUGUACCCUACUCUGUAGUAGACUGUUAUGAAAAGAUGACACGUCCGUUUUCUCCUUUCUUUUGCGAACAGAACCAAACAAUGGAUGUGCAUCUUUUGCCAUCUAUUAAAACAUGGUUAAUAUUUAAACA
Molecule: messenger RNA, 2893 nt
Organism: Trichosurus vulpecula (common brushtail)
Lineage: Eukaryota; Metazoa; Chordata; Mammalia; Diprotodontia; Phalangeridae
Gene: C2H11orf87
Product: chromosome 2 C11orf87 homolog
Exons: 2
Coding region: 387-1088 (233 amino acids)
Source: RefSeq, a predicted model, not a curated record